AAGCAGCUUCAGAAAGGCAGACACAGAAAGGGCAGAUGCAUCGGCCCGCUGCCUUGGGGUGGGCUUAUUAUAACAAAUAUAUACGCACAAAUGAGUAAACUGUUUGGCUGCACGAUAGCUCAUAUGUGGGUAGCAGUUAUUCUAGAAAAGCAUCCCUCCGCGGCUUUCAAUUUAAAAUGCCUAUUUUAGUUUUUCUGUUAGACACGUCCGCUUCUAUGAAUCAGCGCACUUAUUUGGGUACGACGUAUCUGGACGUUGCUAAAGGCGCGGUUGAGAUCUUUAUGAAGCUGCGUGCCCGAGACCCGGCUAGUAGAGGCGACAGGUACAUGCUAGUUACAUUCGAUGAGCCACCAUACGGAGUGAAGGCAGGCUGGAAGGAGAACCACACCACCUUCAUGUGCGAGCUGAAGAACCUGCAGGCGUCUGGGCUCACCACGUUAGGGCACGCCCUCCGCACAGCCUUUGACCUGCUUAACCUCAACCGACUUGUAUCUGGAAUAGACAACUAUGGACAGGGCCGUAACCCAUUCUUCCUGGAGCCAUCAGUGAUCAUCACCAUCACCGAUGGGAAUAAGCUGACAAACAGCUCCGGGGUGCCGGAUGAGCUGCAUCUGCCGCUCAACUCUCCCCUGGCCGGCAGCGAGCUCACCAAAGAGCCUUUCCGCUGGGACCAGAGGCUGUUUGCGCUGGUGCUGAGGCUGCCCGGAGCGGCGGCGCCAGACAGCGAACAGCUCGGCAGCGUCCCCACAGAUGAGUCGGCCAUCACCCAGAUGUGUGAAGUCACCGGAGGACGGUCGUACUGCGUGCGAACGCAACGGAUGCUGAACCAGUGUCUGGAGUCUCUAGUCCAAAAGGUCCAAAGCGGAGUCGUCAUCAACUUUGAGAAGACCGGGCCGGAUCCGCCUCUCGGAGGGGAAGAUAACUCUGUGGAGUCCAGUCGGCCCGUUUCCUCCUUUAACCCACAGCCUUGGCACAGCUGCCAUAAACUGAUCUAUGUUCGACCAAACCCAAAGACGGGGGUCCCGGUGGGCCACUGGCCCAUUCCAGAGUCGUUCUGGCCGGACCAGAACUCUCCAACCCUGCCGCCCCGCACUGCUCACCCCGUGGUGCGGUUCUCGUGUGUGGACUGUGAGCCCAUGGUGAUUGACAAACUUCCCUUCGACAAGUAUGAGCUGGAGCCAUCGCCACUCACCCAGUACAUCCUGGAAAGGAAGUCCCCACACAUGUGCUGGCAGGUUUUUGUUAGCAGCAGCGGGAAGCAAAGCGACCUGGGAAAGCCGUUUGGCUACCUUAAAGCCAGUACCACCCUGACCUGCGUCAAUCUAUUCGUCAUGCCUUACAACUAUCCCGUCCUUCUCCCGCUCCUCGAUGAUUUAUUUAAAGUCCACAAACUCAAACCCAACCUGAAGUGGCGCCAGGCUCUGGAGAUGUACCUGAAGACGAUGCCUCCAUACUACCUGCUGCCGCUGAAAAAGGCAAUGAGGAUGAUGGGUGCGCCGAACCUCAUUGCAGACACUAUGGACUGUGGCCUGAGUUAUAGCGUCAUUUCCUACCUGAAGAAGCUCAGUCAGCAGGCUAAAAUUGAAUCGGACCGUCUAAUCGUGUCUGUGGGGAAGAAGGCACCUCAAGAAACUGGCAUAAAAGUGAAGAACCACUCCAACUCCCUCUCUCUGGCCCACCGGCGGGACUUUAGGCAGCUACUGCAGGGCAUCACCGGGGAGACGCCUCUACGCCUGGUCGACAUCAACUUCAAAGAGUUUGCAGGCUUCCAGAUCGCUCUUCUCAAUAAGGAUGUAAAACCUCAAGCUUACCGGAACGCCUAUGACAUCCCAAGAAGAAACCUUUUGGAUCAGCUCACCAGAAUGCGCACCAAUUUGCUGCGGACCUCGUUAAAACUGAUCCGAGGUCAAGAUGAAGACUUCCUACACAGUAUUCCAGUGGCCCAGAUGGGAAACUAUCAGGAGUAUCUGAAGAUGAUGCCUUCACCUUUGAGAGAGAUCGAUCCUGAUCAACCUAAACGACUCCACACAUUCGGGAAUCCUUUCAAGCAAGAUAAAAAGGGUAUGAUGAUUGACGAGGCAGACGAGUUUGUAGCAGGCCCCCAGAACAAGAAAAGGGGACAUUCUGGUGAUUCCAACUCCAGCGGCACCAUGAAGCGAAGACGCAGCAUGUCCCCGCUGCUGCGGCGGCCUCAGACUCCACCGGGCAGCACCAACCAUGUGCUGAUGGGAAAGAGUCCAGCAGGGGUUCAAGGCCAGCAGAGCCCCCUCAAACCCACUCCACAACACAAAGGAGCAGAUGGAAGCAACAUGGUGGUCACCGAGAGCAACGGUGAUGUUGUCCUGGACUCUGGUGAGGUCUGGCCCUCUGAGGUGGAAACAGAGGUGGUCAACUCAUCUUCCUUGAUCUUGGAGGAAAAGCCUGCAGUAGUGACAACAUUUCAGGAAGACGGAGCGAGCAUGGUGGAGGGCGAGCUCGUGGAUGAUAAUUUAGAAGAGCUGAAGAUGGAGGAAAGCCACAACUGCGACCGCCUUAGUCCACAGAGCGAGCUGGAGGACACUGAGGAUGACCUCACCGGACUCCACACUGUUUACAUCACCCCGCUGGAUGGCUGCCAGGCAGAAUUACGGAGCAGAGUCAUCAAGGAGGUCCGCAAACCUGGACGGAACUAUAAAUCCAUUCUCAGUCUGCUGCAGCAGGUGAAGGGACCAGUCAAUGUUCAGAAGUAUUUCAUCCAACAUGCAAUCAAAGAAGCUGUGAGGUUCAAAAAGCGAGUAUUGAUCCAGCAGCUGGAGACGGCCCUGGCUGAGCUGGAGGGGGACGAAGCCCCGCGUUCGCCGCUUCCCAAUGACCACGGAAGGUAGUGACUGCAGGAACCUACCCCCCCAUCUCCUGGAUCAUGCUUUCAUUGCUACAGGGUUUCAUCACCACUAAAGGCAUCUGCUCUCGUGAUCAGCCCAAAUUA
Messenger RNA from Cyprinodon variegatus (sheepshead minnow), 2965 nucleotides. RefSeq names its product integrator complex subunit 6 like (gene ints6l). The coding region runs from base 177 to 2864 and encodes 895 amino acids. Lineage: Eukaryota; Metazoa; Chordata; Actinopteri; Cyprinodontiformes; Cyprinodontidae. The record is from RefSeq and is a predicted model, not a curated record. Gene Ontology annotation, cellular component: integrator complex. Gene Ontology annotation, biological process: snRNA 3'-end processing. The transcript is spliced from 18 exons.